This is a messenger RNA of Saprolegnia parasitica CBS 223.65, 6258 nucleotides long. RefSeq lists its product as hypothetical. NCBI's taxonomy places the organism in Eukaryota, Oomycota, Saprolegniomycetes, Saprolegniales, Saprolegniaceae. Bases 1 to 6258 code for a protein of 2085 amino acids. The transcript is spliced from 4 exons. Gene Ontology annotation, cellular component: plasma membrane. Gene Ontology annotation, molecular function: oxidoreductase activity. The record is from RefSeq and is a predicted model, not a curated record.
AUGGGCAUGCUGCGUGUGCUACUGGCCUCUGUCGGGCUCGUCCAUGCGGCCUCGGUCUGUGACCUCCCCGCGUUCCAGGCCAUGCCGCUGGCGACGCUUGGCACGGGCCCGCUUACGAUGAAGGCCAUCACAAACGGCACGGACUCGUGCUUCCAGGUGAGCGUGCCCGCCUCGGCGUCCGUGGCGUGGGCCUCGAUCGCCAUUGCAUCCAGCCCAAAGAUGGUCACUUCGCCGAUCGGCAACGUUGUCAUAUACGAUGCGAACGCCCAGGCGCCGCAGCUCUACGAGAUGCUGAGCUACAAGAAGGCUGGUACCGUCCUCGCUGCCGACCAGUCGCCGGUCGUCGCCAAAGCCGCGUCGGUCGUCAACGGUGCCAUGACAUUUACCUUCGAGCGCUCGAACGGUGUCAAAAUCGCGUCGGACGUGGCGAUUGUCCCGGAUGCGUACAGCACCAUCAACUACGCGUACGGCUUGACCAAGUGGCCGUCCAUGCACGAAGGCCGCGGGUCGGCGCAAGUCGCUAUUAAAGCUGCAGCGGCCUCGGUCUGCGACUCACCGGCGUUUGCCGCGGCGCCGCUUGCGACGUUAGGCAGCGGUCCAAUGCAGAUCAAGGCGCUGACCGACGGCAGUGACGCGUGCUUCCAAGUGAGCAUGCCUGCGAGCUCGUCCGCGUCGUGGAUUGCGAUCGCAGUCGCUUCGUCGAGCGCGAUGGUCACGUCGCCGAUUGGCAACACCGUCAUCUACGACAGCACGGCGAAAGCACCGCAGCUCUACGAGAUGCUGAGCUACAAGAAGGCAGGCACCGUGCUCGCGACGGACCAGUCGCCGCUCUCGGUCGUCUCGGCGUCGGCGGUCAACGGCGCGCUCACGUACACGUUCCUCCGAUCCAACGCCGUCAAGAUUGCCUCGGACGUGGCCGUGCGUCCAGAUGCAUACAACAUUAUCAACUGGGCGUACGGCACGUCGCAGUGGCCGUCGAUGCAUCAAGGCCGAGGCUCGGCCAACGUCGUGAUCAAGUCAAUCGCGGCGUCCAACGCGGGUGGCAACUCGCUGCCGCCGAUCGACAAUGCGUCCGAGUCAUUGCGCGUCAUUACGUACACGGACGUGAUCACGGCGGCCACGUUCAUGGUGAUGCUCCUCCUCGGGAUUAUCGUGACCCACGUCGGGCGGUGGCACAUUCUCAACCACAGCGCCGUGUGCGCGCCACCGACGACCGGGUAUUGCAUGCGCUUUCGGUCGACCUUGGCCGACCUCAAGCUCGGCGAGUGCAUCGUGCUGAUCGUGUACCUCCUGGCGCUCUGCGUCGUCUCGUUCUCGGUGCACGUCAAGUUCGCGAACGCGCAGCCCGGCCAGAGCCUCGUGCUGGUCACGGGCCAUCUCGGGCUCGUGAACCUCAUGCUCAUUCUGCUGCCCGUCGCGCGCGGCCAGCACUGGGAGAUCCUCUUUGGCAUCUCGCACGAGCGCAUCCUCAAGUUUCACAAAGGGCUCGGCCGGUCCUUUGUGCUCUUGUGUGCACUGCACUUCGCACUGAGCUUGAACCAAGGCGGGAGUGCGACGUACGCUGCGCCGUACGGGACGCAGGAAGCGAUUCCACUCUACGGCUUUGUGUCGUUUCUGGCCUUUGCGUCCAUGGGCCUCUUGGCGUUUGAGUCGCUUCGGCGCAAGUACUAUGAAGUGUUUUACUGGCACCACCGCGCGUCGGCGGUCGUGGGGCUUGUCUUCGCCGUGCUGCACGCGCCUUCGAUUCUGAUCGCGAUGCUGUUUCCCCUUGCCGUCUACGCCCUCAACAGCCUUUGGCGCUUCGCCGCGUACUUUCAUUCGCACGCUGCGACGCUCGAGACUUACAGCGACGGCACGACUCUGAUCACUCUCGCGUCGACGCUGAAAACGACCAAGUACGCGCAGACAAUGAACCCGUGCGCGUUCUUUUACAUCAACAUUCCGACGAUUUCCGGCGUCCAGUGGCAUCCGUUCUCGGCGAUCGCGACGCCGGAUGGCAACUCGAUUGGCUUUUGCGUCAAGGCGCUCUCCAAAGGAUCGUUUGUCGACUCGGUGCAUGUCCGAGCGCGCGGCGCGCUGGAGGUCGACCCGGCACUGGCUCAUCUUCGCGUCCGCGUCGAAGGGCCGUACGGGAAGGCGUCGGUGCUCCUGCAUCAGUACGAUGUGGUCGUCUUGGUCGCGGGCGGGAUAGGCGUCACGCCGAUGCUCAACAUCCUCAACCAAGACCGGCACAAGCGCUCGAGCAAGGCGACGCAGCGCAUGGUGCUGCACUGGAUCGUCCGCGAGCCGCACCAGCUCCUCUGUGCGGACCCGCUCAUGUACCCGCUGCCGUCGCAUGUCGAGUCCCACUUGGUCGUGACGUCGGCGACGGCGAGCGGCGGCAUCCUCAACAUGGCGGGCGAGUCGGUGGCCUACAGCAGCGAGAAACCGCGCAUGGACGAGAUCAUCAACCGCGAACGCUACAGCCGCCGACGCGUGUGUGUACUCGCGUGCGGCCCGAUCGGGUUGGUCAAGGACGCACAGAUCCAAGCCGACGCGUGUGGCAUGAUUGGUGCAGUGCUUGUCGCGCUGACCCUUAUCCACAGCGUCUACGCCGACGACGUCGAUUGCACGUCGCCGGCCUUUCUCGCCGCGCCGCUCGUGCCGUUGGACGCGUCUCUCUCCCUGCGCAGCCUCGUGGUCGAUAGCGCGAGCGUCUGCAUUCAGCUCAUCUUGAAGGCGCCGGCGGCAUCAUGGGUCUCGGUCGCACUCUCGUCGUCGCCGUCGAUGGUCACGUCGCCGUUCACACGCGCGGUGGUCUUUGACGCAAGCUUUGCGACGCCCAAAGUGUUUGCGAUGCAAGGGUACGCACCGAGCCAAAUGGUCGCAGCACCGACACCGUCGAUCUCGCUGCUGAGUGCGUCGUCCACCAACGAUGGGCUCUCGCUGACGUUCCGACGUCCGCUCGUCUUUUCGUACCAAGGUGACGUCGCGAUCCACGUCGACAAUGAGAACGCCAACAUCCUCAACUGGGCCAUUGCAACCACCGAGUCGGCUCUGCGGUUGACGCCCGAUACGACGGUCGUCACGGUCGCGUCCGUCAUCUCGAUGAUCAUGCUCGGGCUCAUUGCGACGCAUUUUGGCACGUGGCGCUGGGUGAACCAUCGGGGCUUGCUGCCGCCGCCUCGGCGCCUCUCGACGCUGACCACGCUAUUGAUGCCGCUCGUGGACUUGAAGGUGGGCGAGGGCAUCAUUGUGCUCAUCUACUUGGCGUGCCUCGUGCUCGUCUCGACGUCGGUGCACGCCAACUUUACCGACGCGCCGUCGCUUCGUCGAUGGAGCCUCGCGUCCGGCCACCUCUGUCUCGUGCACAUCAUGCUGCUGCUGCUCCCGGUCGCCCGCGGACAGCACUGGGAAGUGUUUUUUGGCAUUUCCCACGAGCGUAUUCUCAAGUUUCACCGGUGGCUCGGCCGGCUCAGCAUCGGUUUUGGCCUCUGGCAUCUCGUCGCAUCGGCACAGAACGGUGCGUCCAUCACGGCGACUGGUCCGUUCGGCUCGCAGCAAGUGUCACCCGUGUAUGGGUUUGGUGCCCUCGUCGUGUUUUCAACGCUGGGUCUCUCGGCGAUGGUGCGUCGCCGGUUCUACGCGCUCUUUUACUACUACCACCGUCUCGCGUCCGUCGUUGGCUUGGUGCUCUUGCUAUUGCAUGCGACUGCCGUGCGCUACGCGCUCAUCUUUCCCCUUGGCAUCUACCUCUUGAGCGGCCUCGGGCGCCUGCGCGGCUUGUACCUCAACAAGUUCCAUGCGUCGAUCCACGUGCAUGGGCACAACACGGUCACGUUUGAGCUCCCGACCACCGAGACGACGCGCGCGUGGGCUGACCGCCUCCAUACCGGUGCCUUCUUUUACGUCAACAUCCCAAGCAUCUCAGCCGUCGCGUGGCAUCCGUUCUCAGCGAUCGUGACGCCGGACGGCGACUCGAUUGGCUUUUGCAUGAAGUCGUUUACGAAAGGCCGGUUCGUCGACGCGGUCUGGGUUCGCGCGCACCAAACGCUCCAAGACAAUGCGUUCUUCGUCCUCGACAGCCAGCAGUCGGCACCGUCGAUGCUUGUUCGCGUCGAGGGCCCGUACGGCCGCGCCAGCGUCAACGUCGACAAGUACGACGCCGCCGUCCUCAUCUUGCACCAACCGACGCCCGCCGAAGGACUGCGCGUCGAGAUGGGAUGGAUGGCAGCGCUGCUGCAGUUUGUCGCAGCGCCGGUCGUCGUCGUCGCCACCGCUUCUAGCUGUACACCCGAGGCAUUGGCCAACGUCAAGAGCAUGGCCAUGGGCCCGAUGGUGCUAAAGGCCAAGCUGUUGACAGACGUCGCUUGCUUCCAAGUAACUUUGACCGAGCGAACAGCCCCGUGGAUUGCCGUAGCCGUGGCCGCCGCGCCCGUCAUGGUGAACACGCCGACAAGCUCUGCGGUGGUAUUCGACACGACGACACUGCUGCCGCUCUUGUACGACCUGAAGGGCUACGAAGUCGCCGACGUCCUGGUGCAGAAGGACCAGUCGCCCAUCUCGGUCAUUGCAGCGUCUGUCAACACAACGCGGGUUUCGUUUACCUUUGCGCGGUCACUGUCUGCUCAAACAAGCACAGACGUGGCCAUUGUACCCGGCGUCCCGAGCACGCUCUUAUGGGCGGUCGGUGACCACGCAUGGCCGUCGCACCACGCCGAGCGGGGCGUCCUCCGCGUCGCGAUUCCGUCGAGCGACUCGAGUGGCUCGGGCUCGGGCGGCGCCGUCUCGACUUUUGUGACGUCGUACACAGUUCUCGUCGUCCUCUCGGCUUUUCUCUGUAUUGUGCUCUUGGGGUUGGCGGCCACGGGCUGGCCUUGCUCCUUUGUGGAGCAGCCGCUCUGCCGUCCGCCCAAGCCAGCAGUAACGGCGCCGUUGCGCCGGGUGCUCGCCGAUGUCAGUGUCGGCCAAGCCAUCGUCGUCGGCGUGUACGUCAUGAGCCUCGUUGUCGUCGGCGUCGUCGUCGUCCACCAGUUUGGCACAAAUGUGACUGGGGUGCGCCGCCUAUCGCUUGUCUCGGGGCACUUGGCUCUGGUCUCGCUCAUGUGGCUGCUACUGCCCGUGGCGCGAGGCUACCAUUGGGAGCUCGUUUUCGGCAUCUCCCACGAGCGUGUGCUAAAGUUUCAUCGGUGGUUGGGCCUGCUUGUGACGUUGACGGCGACACUGCACUUGGCCGUCAACGUCAACCGGGGCAUCGACGUGCUUAGCCGCGUCGCGUACGGAACGCAGGAGGUCGUCCCUCUCUAUGGUUUUGUCGCCUUGCUCGCGUUUUCUUCGAUGGCGCUUCUCGGAAUGCUCGAGCCACUUCGUCGGGCCAUGUACGAGGUGUUUUAUCUUCACCACCGGACCUUUUCGAUUAUUGGCCUCGUUUGCGUGCUGCUACACAGCCGCACAGUGGCCUAUAGCCUCGCACUGCCGCUGGCACUGUACGUCUGGACACUGCUUUGGCGGAGUCGUGCCUACUGGACGACGGCGGACGCGACCGUGUGCGACGCGUCUGUGAGCCGCCGCACUGUGGUGCUCGUAUUGCCGUUUACGCCCACGUCCAAGCAGUUUGCCGCAACGAUGUCGCCGGGCGCGUACUUUUUUCUCCAAGUGCCCAGUAUCUCGGGCGUCGAGUGGCAUCCGUUCUCGGGAAUUGUGACGCCGGACGGCAACUCGGUCGGGUUUUGCCUCAAAUCGCAGUCACCAGCUUCGUUUGUGCACAAGGUGCUUUGCAGUAACACGCGCGUCCUUCGCGUUCGACUGGGCGGUCCCUACGGCCACAUCGCGCUCCCCUGGAAUGCUCUGGACGUUGUUGUUUUGAUUGCCGGUGGUGUUGGUAUCACACCGCUCCUCAAUAUCAUCAACCAACGUCGCCAGAAAGCCAAGAGUCGCAUGGUCCUGCGCGCGCCGCAGCUGCACUUGCACUGGAUCGUGCCAACGCCCGACGACCUCCUCUGCGCCGACCGACUCAUGUUUCCGAUGCUGCCGGACGUUCAGUGUCACUACUAUGCCACCCGCGCGACGUCUGACGGUGUCGUCUUGAGCGCCUACGGCGGUGACGUCGCAUACGUAGCCAAACGCCCGGCGAUGCACGACGUCCUCGCACUUGAUCCAUUCGAGUCGCCGCGCGUCGGCGUCGUAGUAUGCGGACCCCAAUCGCUCGUCGACGAAGUACAAUACGAAGCGGCACUCCGUGGCUAUAGCUUUCACAAGGAGCUCUUUGCCCUUGCGUGA